UACAACAACGUUGGCAGCAUUGACAAAUCCGCUUCCAAAACUGUUUGGCGCCGGCAAAGACAUCGGUUGCAUGUGCUUUGUUAUUAUUUUAAAAAACUUUAAAACGUUUCUUAUGAUUGACAAUAAAUAUUAAUUUCAGAAAUUACAAUGUCUGACUUUUCUGAAAUUCUGCAAGAAGCAGAGAAACUUACCACUGAUUUAAGUGGAACUGCAGAUUUGCCUCAGGUUGAUAGGUCUUUACGACAGGUUUUAGAAGCAUCAAAUGAUCUCUACACUAGAGUUGCACAAACAGGUGCUAAAGAUAUUCAGGCGAACUUAUUACUUGGAUCCAAAGGAAUUGAUUUGCCUAAAAUUGUUCAAAAACUUGAAUCCAUUAGUACCAAAAGAACAUUUGAACCAAUAGAGCCAAUAGAAGAUUUGGAUAUUUCAGGAAAAUUGGAAAAUGAAAUCCGUAAUAGAAUAUUGUCUGCAUUUGAUACAGGAUUAAAUGAAAUGCUGUCUUGUGCAUUCAACCAUGCUUGGGAACAUCAGGCUGGUGAAUGGAAACAAGAAAAACGUAAAAUACUUUAUGCAAUGGGUGGCCGUUGUGGAGCAUUGGUAGAAACAGGAAAGCCUCUCAGUAUCAUGCAUGAGAAGUCAAUUGCUCGACCACCCAAUUUAGGACCAAUUGAAACUUUAUAUGCUUGCAAAAUCAUUGAUUAUAAUACUAAAGUGAACCAAGGUGUACAAAAACCCAACUUGGUGGAUGUCUUCUCAAAUCUUUCAAAUGAAUUUAAAGAUGCUAAAGUUAAAGACAUGUGGGAAAUAAUCAAAUAUGUCAUACAAACUCCAUCCUUUCCCAUGUCUGAAGACCCAAUUAAAACUAGAUUUUCAAAAACUUAUGUAACAGCAUUGGUGAAACAAGGGAAAAAAUAUCUUGAGGACAGAUACAAGACAUACAUGUCAAACAUUAUCAAUGAAAAUUUGUCCCAAGCUAUUAGAGGUGGUGUUCCAGGCACCUAUCCUUUGGUCAGAAGUUUUGUGGGAUUGAGGCUUCAAGGAGACUAUAUUGGACUCACAGAUGGAACUAUUGAUGAGCGUCCAUUGUGGCCUAUGGUUUACUAUUGCCUGCGCUCAGGAGAUUUGAACGCCGCUAUUUACUGUCUUAAACGAAACGGCUCCUCUGAAUUUGAUAAUUUGGUUGGAUUAUUGGAAGCAAAGUUGGCCAAUUCCAAUGCUGAUAUUUCAAAGUAUGAAGACAACUUGAGAUAUCAUUACAGAAGAUGUGUUCGAAAUGAAACUGAUCCAUUUAAGAGGAUUAUUUGGGCUGUACUUAGUUGUUGUGAUGUCACUGAUGAACAUUCUGAAGUUGCUAGAACUGCUGAUGACUAUUUAUGGUUAAAGCUGAGUCUGGUCAGAGAAGAUUAUGAUAAAGAUGACUAUAUAAAAUACACCGAUUUACAAUAUACAAUCCUUGAAGAAUAUGGAGAAUCUCACUAUGAUGCAUACAAUCAGCCCCAUUUGUAUUUCCAAGUGUUGGCUUUAACUGGUCAAUUUGAAGCAGCCAUUGAGUUUUUAUCUCGAAUCGAACGAUACCGAGUGCAUGCUGUCCAUAUGGCUAUUACCUUGAAUGAGUUGUAUAUGUUAGCUGGACCCCAAGACACAGGGGCACCAUUAAUUUCAGUUGAUCCGGCUGAUGAACGACCGGCACGACGCUUAAACUUAGCACGUUUGAUAAUGAUCUAUGUUCGAAACUUUGAACUAACCUGCCUGAAUGAAGCUUUGCAUUAUUUCUUUUUGUUGAGAAAUUUUACGAAUUCCGAUGGUGUAGAUAUUUUCAAGCUAUGUGUUAGUGAUUUGGCCAUUGAAACCAAACAGUAUGAAGCUAUUUUGGGAGUAGUGCAGAAAAAUGGUAUCCGAUCAAAGGGACUUUUAGAUAAAUUUACAACACCAUCCAUCAGCACAGAAAGUAUAGCAGAAAUUAUUGGCAAUAAUUUAAUAAAGAAAGGAUUAUAUGAAGAAGCAAUUAAUAUAUUUGACAUAGCAAAUAAACGUGAAGAGGUCCUUGGUUUGAUGUGUACUAUGCUGUCUCAAGUUGUACAGUUAAAACACGAGGAUGAUUCAUUAAGAACCCGUUUACAUAAAAAAGGAUCAAUUUUUGUUGACCGAUACUCCAGAGAAGGUUACAGUUCAGCAACAUCUAGACUUGUUUCUUCAUUCUUAAAAUUAAACGAGCUCGUAGUAUUUUUUAAUCAGUAUCAUAAUAAGCAAUAUCCACAAGCAUUAAAGACUCUAAGUGAGCUUCGUUUGGUACCAUUUCAUGAUAAUGAUAUUGAUGAAUAUGUUAAAAAUUUUAAAAAUUUCAAUGAUGAAUUGUGCAAAGUAAUGCCAGAUAUACUUCUCGCCACAAUGAAUAUGUUAUUUGCUCAAUAUCAAGGUUUAAAGGGAAAUGAGUUUAUACCAAGAUAUAAUGAGGCUGGUAUAGAAAAGCAACUAAUAAAUUUAAGAAACCAAGCAAAGACACUCACAAAUUUCACUGGAAUGUUGCCAUAUAGAAUGCCAGGGGACACUAAUAGUAGACUGGUUCAAAUGGAAAUAUUAAUGCACUAAGUUUUAUUUUAUUGUAUUUUUUUAAUAAAUAAAUGUUAAAAUUUUUUUGUUAAAUCAAACUUUGAUACACAUAUGUGGUCUGCGAGAUCGUCCAAAUUCUGUUCCUUCAUCUAUAAAUAAAAUGUUAUAUACUAUA
Messenger RNA from Aethina tumida (small hive beetle), 2725 nucleotides. RefSeq names its product nuclear pore complex protein Nup93. Gene Ontology annotation, molecular function: structural constituent of nuclear pore. Gene Ontology annotation, biological process: protein import into nucleus; poly(A)+ mRNA export from nucleus. Bases 148 to 2589 code for a protein of 813 amino acids. The transcript is spliced from 10 exons. Gene Ontology annotation, cellular component: nuclear pore. Lineage: Eukaryota; Metazoa; Arthropoda; Insecta; Coleoptera; Nitidulidae. The record is from RefSeq and is a predicted model, not a curated record.